ACUUCCCUUUCAACUUCAAAUCCCAAAUCCCAAUUCCCAUAUCGGAAAACUUUUUCCCAGUCUCCCACGGAUUCACCGAUCAUUCACAAAUGAACAUCAUAAUUACAUUGUUAAAAAUAUCCAAGCUUUGGUUACCUUAGCUUCAAAAUCGUCUAGGGCUUUUGGGUAAUUUUCAAAUUCAGCAAUGAAUUUGGGCGAUCUUCACAAGGUUUGGGAAACCAAAGCCCUGAAAAAGCCUGGACAAGACGAGGCAAAGAAGAUGCUUGAGAAAAUAGCCAAGCAGGUCCAACCCAUUAUGCGCAAACACAAAUGGAGGGUCAAAGUCCUCUCUGAGUUCUGUCCAAAAAAUCCAGCUCUUCUGGGGUUGAAUGUGGGAGGUGGGGUGCAUGUGAAGCUGAGGCUUCGAAGGCCGAACAGGGAUUGGGAUUUCUUCCCUUUUGAUCAAGUUCUUGAUACUAUGCUUCAUGAGCUUUGCCAUAACGCCCAUGGUCCUCACAAUGCCAGCUUCUACAAGCUGUGGGAUGAACUUAGAAAGGAAUGUGAGGAGCUGAUGACCAAGGGUAUAACUGGCACAGGUGAUGGAUUUGAUCUUCCUGGGAGGCGUUUGGGUGGUUUCUCUCGUCAACCUCCUCUUUCGUCUCUCCGCAAAACUGCACUAGCAGCUGCAGAAAAGAGAGUGCGUUUGGAAUCUCUCUUGCCUUCUGGACCGAAGCGUCUUGGUGGUGAUAGUACCAUUAUGGUUUCACUUAGUCCAAUACAAGCUGCUGCAAUGGCUGCAGAAAGAAGAUUACAGGAUGAUAUCUGGUGUGGUUCUCAGUCUUGUGAAGCUUCUGGGGAUGAAGAAAGUAGCUCUGAUAUCUUGCAGGACCUUGUACAUAUGGAGCAAAGUGCAGGAGGUUCAAGGCUAGAUGGUGGUUCAAGGACACGUGCUGCGGAUGCAGCAGUAUCUCGAAAAAGAAGUCGGGAAACAGAUCAAAGUUCAUUUGGUCAAUCUUCCAAUGAUCAUGUGGAAUCCAAUUUUGUUGAUUUAUCUAUGGAUGCUUCAACCUCUGGGUCCAUGCUUGAUCGUGACAAUAGAUCUAAAAAAAGAAUUGGUAAUUCAGAUAACACUUCAUUUUCUCAGUCUACUUGUUGGCCUGAACCUGAUUUCGUGGAUUUGUCCUGUCCUUCAUCUUCUGGGCCAGUGCUUAGUUGUGAUACAAUGUGUGAUAGAACACUGAACUCAGAGGAACCUGCUAUGUGGGAGUGUGGAACAUGCACUUUAUUGAAUCCACCGCUGGCUCUAGUAUGUGAGGUUUGUAGCACACAAAAGCCAAAAGAUGCUGGUAUCAAGUACACAAUCUGGUCCUGUAAAUUUUGUACGUUGGAGAACAGUGUGAAGUUGGAGAAAUGCUCUGCGUGUGAUCAGUGGAGAUACUCACAUGGACCACCAGUGUCCAUCAAAUCAUUUCCAAGAACCUGAUCUUGGCACUUGAGAGGUACCAUUUAAUCGGCCAAUGAUCUCCCAUGUAUCUUUGGACUCUUAAAAGUUAUUGGAUAUACAAUAACUUUACCAAUUUACUUUUUGGUUAAGUUGUUAUGGACAUUCUCUUGGGAAUGAGAUUUAUAAAAUUCUUAAUCAAAUUUUUGUUCACA
Quercus lobata is the source of this 1635-nucleotide messenger RNA. RefSeq names its product zinc ion binding protein. The record is from RefSeq and is a predicted model, not a curated record. Gene Ontology annotation, biological process: DNA repair. Gene Ontology annotation, cellular component: nucleus. The coding region runs from base 185 to 1462 and encodes 425 amino acids. The transcript has 4 exons. Lineage: Eukaryota; Viridiplantae; Streptophyta; Magnoliopsida; Fagales; Fagaceae. Gene Ontology annotation, molecular function: metallopeptidase activity.